Messenger RNA from Rotaria sordida, 1706 nucleotides. NCBI's taxonomy places the organism in Eukaryota, Metazoa, Rotifera, Eurotatoria, Philodinida, Philodinidae. The record is from the annotation of a GenBank genome assembly.
AUGAUUAAAAAUGACUUCCCAUCUAAAUGGUCACAAUUUAUAAAUCAAAUUCAUACAUGUCUUUCUACUGAUAAUAUUGCUGCAUGUGAAAGUGCUCUUCUUAUUUUUUAUACACUUGUACAACAUUAUGAGUACAAAAAAAUGGAAGAUCGAGGUCCAAUGGAUGAUGUUAUGUUUGUUAUUUUGCCUCUUCUUCAUCAACGUUUUAUGCAAUUAUUUGCUCAUAAUGAUUCAGAUCAAUCAGCACUUAUACAAAAACAAAUUCUUAAAAUAUUUCAUGCUUAUACUCAACUUCAUUUAAGUUUUCGAGUAUUACCUACACAAACAAUGGCAACAUGGCUUGAUACAUGUUGUGCAGUUAUUGAAAGACGUUUACCUGAACGUUUAGAUGCACUCGAUGAAGAUGAUCGAGCUGAACAUCCAUGGUGGAAAUGUAAAAAAUGGGCAUUACAUAUUCUUAUUCGAACAUUUGAAAGACAUGGUGCACCAGCAAAUUUACCUAAAGGUCAACCACAAGAUAGAGUUGAAUUUGCAAAUUUUUAUUUAAAAGGUUUUUCCGGAAAAGUAAUUAGUCUUGUUUUUGGUAUUCUUGAAGCUUAUCGACAAAAAAUUUAUCUAUCACCACGUGUUACACAAUUAUCACUUAAUUAUUUACGUGAAAGUGUUCGUCAUGCAUUUUCAUGGAAAAUUAUGCAAAAUAAUAUUAUUGUACUUAUACAAGAUGUUAUUUAUCCAUUAUUAUGUAUUAAUGAUGAUGAUAUUGAAUUAUUUAAUGAAGAACCAAUAGAAUUUGUUCGUGCACGUCUUGGUAAUAUAAUAAUUUGCUUUUUGAAUCUAUUGACAACAAAGUAUAAACUACUCUCAAAUAGAAUCUAUGAGAAAACUUAGCGAAUAUGUGGGAUAUGAUUAUUUUCGUUUAUACUUCUGGUAUAUUACGACUUCCAUCAAACUUUAUCCGAUUCGGUUGGAAAUUUUUUUUUUUUUGAGAUAUCUCAGAGGUAUUUUUGAGCGUUUGCGAACAGUGGAAUGUUUACUUUCAGAAUCCUAUAAAUCUGAAUAGGAAAAUCAAAAAUGAAAACAGUCGAUUUUUACCUCUGACGGAUGCUUCCAAGUAUCUGUGGUGAAAAUUUCAGCCCGAUCGGACAAAGUUAGAAGGAGGUUGUAUGCAACCAGGAUUAAAAAACUGAUGUUUUAUGUUACCAAGAAUUCUGUGACAGUAAAUUAGAUCGAACUCUUUCUUAAAACCAGUUUUUCAAUGAUCUUCUCAUGUCGUACAACGAAAACUGUUUAUUUUACUAUUUUGAGAUCAUGGUUUACAAAAGAGUAAAGUCAGUGAUUACUAUCAAAAGUAUAUAUAUACGAUUAAAAAUAUCUUAUCUCAUUGAGAAUUAUUGUUCAUUGCCGAGAAGAGAUCAAAUAGGUGUAUAUUCGAGUUUUUCGUUUCGAUAAGAAUAGCAAUAUAGAAUUUGAAAAAAAGAUUUAAACAACUGAGAAGAUUUCCUAUUAGGAUUAGUAAGUCCGAAAACGGCGUAGAAUAGCCAUGAGGAUAUUACAGGCAUUUCAUUUUAAGGAUCUUGACUACGAGAAAAAAGUUGUUCCAAUCAAAACUAAGUAUUACAAUUAAAUAGUCUAUAAUUUCAAACGAAUUAUCUUAUAAUUCAUAACAAUCAGAGUAUAGUUCAAAAGAGAUGACUUAAAAAAGUCUU